AUGGGUUCAUCGGACCAAAAAGCCCCUCGAGCGGCUUAUGUUUACGAAGUGGAUGAAGAGGGACGGCCCGUUGGCGGCACGAAGCGUAGUGCCAGGAGGAAGGAAGAGAAACCGACUGUGUCGCACCGGAAGAGUGAUGACAAAGAGAAGAAGAGGCAAUCCAGGAACGAUUCGGGUACGGGGAACCCAUAUGAGGAGAUGAUGCCGGGUGCAAGACAUGAGGAAGCUCUGGCUCAGAGGGAGAUCAGGGUGGAGCGACUACGAAGCAGCGCGUCGUCGCCAACUAAACAGAGGAGGCCGUCGUCUUCCCAGGAGAACAAGUAUGCUUCAAAACCGAAGGUCUCGAAUGCGAAGAUUGACCAAGCGUCGUAUUAUGGAAUUCCUGCGCCCAAAGAGAAUGCGUCGACGAUCGUUGCGCACCCUAUCCCUUUUCGUCCUCGAGCCCACUCAACCCACUCGACGCAGGCUCCCCCUCCCAGACCUGCUAGCUAUUAUUCAGCACAUUCGAAUGCUGGCUAUGGCACCGGCCCUCCGCUAUCGAGUUCGGCGUACUGGCAGCCACCGCCAGCAUUGCCAGCGCCCACGCCAUCAUAUCCUCCGCCCUCUCCAUCCUCCUACAUGUCAUACCCUGUUUUCCCUGCAGACCACUACCUACCUCAACCCCUACCACAGCCUACCACAACCAGGUCAUUAUCAAAAAGAUUUGAAAGGCUCGACCCGGUCCAACGAACCACCUCGGCAUACGGUGUUCGUGACACAGUUAUUCAACAACAAUACCAAGACGAUGGCUAUGCAUCUGCAACAGAGGGAUCAAGCGGGAGAAUACGAGCAAGCAUACGGGAGCCAACCUCCCGAAGCAUCGUUCGCAGUAAAGCUGAGAGGGACUUAGAGGCUAUGCCACCUCCACCAAGACCAUCGGGUAUCCUACGCCUAUCAAGAGAAUAUCAUCCUGACACACCUGCGGCACCUGAACUCCCAGCCAUGUACCAGGAAGACGGACCUCGCCUUCGCCGCCCCAGCGUAAAUCGCCACUCGGUGUCCUACGAUUUCGGCGACCAGCGCAUCGAACCCGCAAGCAGUGGUCGUCGGCGUCAAAGCUACUACGGACAAUCUGCCUCGGCUGCCUCAGGCGAAACAAGCGAAACAGGCGGGUGGGAAGACAAGGCCGCCCAGGCAGCUUCGUAUCAAGAAGAUGUGGGCGGAGCUACUGUUCCUUUGACGGCUGAUAUGCUCCGUCGCCAACGACACCAACACCAGGAGGGCUCCUCCCGCUCCACGAAGUCCUCCGACUCACGUGACGAUUCUGAGUACAGAAAGUCUGCCACUACGCGCACAACUCGCAGUGUCUCCUCGCCUGACGAUGAAAAUGUUACCAUAAAGGUAACAGGCCAAGCUAGAGUCCUAGUCGGCGGAGCACAGAUUGAUUGUAAUGACGGCGGCGAGAUUGAGAUCAAGAGACAGAGAAGCAUCAAGGGUGGCUCUGAAUGGUCGAGCUCGGAAUAUGGAACUGAUCCGCGACGGAUCGAUGAUCGGUACAGCAGGAUUGAUAGGCCUGCCGGAAAUUCGAGGAGGAGCUCUCAAUCGAGACACUCAUAUACACGGCCCUCCCCUCAAUAUCCCAUGGGCAAUUUCAUCUGA
Amorphotheca resinae ATCC 22711 is the source of this 1638-nucleotide messenger RNA. RefSeq lists its product as hypothetical. Lineage: Eukaryota; Fungi; Ascomycota; Leotiomycetes; Helotiales; Amorphothecaceae. The record is from RefSeq and is a predicted model, not a curated record. The transcript has a single exon. The coding region runs from base 1 to 1638 and encodes 545 amino acids.